CGAAAAAAAUCAAAGCAUGUGAAAGGAAAACGAUUGAAUGCGACUCCCCCUAUUCCCUUUAAACCCAAUGGAGAUUGACCGGCACAGCACAGUAAUGGAACUGUCCGCUCUCUCGCUGCAGAAACGUGUUGUGGGUUUGGUUCAAGGCGUCCGGUUUGUGAGACAGCGUGUCGACCGUCCAGUUAAUAGUCCAGGCAUGGCGGAUGGCGGGGUGACGCUGGCGCAGCACCGCGAGAUCGACCCGGCAGAGUUCACGCUGCGGAAGAGGCUGCCGCGCAAGCUGCCUCAGCGCCGCAACGACGUCUACGUGAACAUGAAGACCGACUUCCGCGCCCAGCUGGCCCGCUGUCAGAGGCUGCUGGAGGGGGGCGAGUUCAACGAGAUCUGCAUCCACGGGCUGGGGCUGGCCAUCAACCGGGCCAUCAACAUCGCACUGCAGCUGCAAGGGAACGGGCUGGGGGCGCUGCGGCUGGCUCCGAACACGUCGACGGUGGAGCUGGUCGAUGAUCUGGAGCCCGAGACAGACCAGGGUGAGCCGGUGAGCCGCACCCGCAACAACUCCGCCAUCCACAUCAAAGUGUUCCGCGCGGACCCCCAGUAGAGGAGCGCCCCCCCUCCCCCCGGGGAAACCACGGCGCGUUUGUGACGGGUUCGCUUUGUAAACACUGUGUGGAGGAGGAGCUUACAGGACCCUGCGGAAUGCUGGGCCGGGAGCGAUUUCCUGUUUCUCAAUUCCGAAUUCCUUUUGUAGAAUCAAUUCCCGAUUCAGAUUCCCGCGCCCUUUUGAAUUACAAACAGUGAAAAACAAUGCAAAUACAUUAAAUACAGUGAAAUACAGCCUGGCACAGUCCAUUAAAUACAAACAGUACAAAACAAUGCAAAUACAUUAAAUACAGUGAAAUACAGCCUGGCACAGUCCAUUAAAUACAAACAGUACAAAACAAUGCAAAUACAUUAAAUACAGUGAAAUACAGCCUGGCACAGUCCAUUAAAUACAAACAGUACAAAACAAUGCAAAUACAUUAAAUACAGUGAAAUACAGCCUGGCACAGUCCAUUAAAUACAAACAGUACAAAACAAUGCAAAUACAUUAAAUACAGUGAGAUACAGCCUGGCACAGUCCAUUAAAUACAAACAGUACAAAACAAUGCAAAUACAUUAAAUACAGUGAAAUACAGCCUGGCACAGUCCAUUAAAUACAAACAGUACAAAACAAUGCAAAUACAUUAAAUACAGUGAAAUACAGCCUGGCACAGUCCAUUAAAUACAAACAGUACAAAACAAUGCAAAUACAUUAAAUACAGUGAAAUACAGCCUGGCACAGUCCAUUAAAUACAAACAGUACAAAACAAUGCAAAUACAUUAAAUACAGUGAAAUACAGCCUGGCACAGUCCAUUAAAUACAAACAGUACAAAAA
Messenger RNA from Acipenser ruthenus (sterlet), 1418 nucleotides. Its product is annotated as ribonuclease P protein subunit p20-like. Bases 38 to 601 code for a protein of 187 amino acids. Gene Ontology annotation, molecular function: nucleic acid binding. Gene Ontology annotation, cellular component: nucleolar ribonuclease P complex; ribonuclease MRP complex; nucleus. Gene Ontology annotation, biological process: tRNA 5'-leader removal. The transcript is spliced from 3 exons. NCBI's taxonomy places the organism in Eukaryota, Metazoa, Chordata, Actinopteri, Acipenseriformes, Acipenseridae. The record is from RefSeq and is a predicted model, not a curated record.